Molecule: messenger RNA, 240 nt
Organism: Geosmithia morbida
Lineage: Eukaryota; Fungi; Ascomycota; Sordariomycetes; Hypocreales; Bionectriaceae
Exons: 3
Coding region: 1-240 (79 amino acids)
Biological process (GO): protein N-linked glycosylation
Source: RefSeq, a predicted model, not a curated record
AUGGAUUCCUCGCUGCAUGAGGUUUGGCAAGCUGCUGCUGGCAGUCCAUUCCUCCCCGCCGUUGGCAAGGGUAGCCAGUUUUUCGUCGGCUUCUUCCUCCUAGUUCUAGGCAUUCUAGUCACGGGAGUCUUUGCGCUGAACCGAUCGUUCGUCAACGUCCCACUUCUCGGAAUACCUGCCUCCCUCGCCAUUGCAUACGGAACUGUCUAUAUGUUCUGCGCGGUCGGAGUCUACGUCUAA